GAGGAGGAGGAGGAGGAGGGAGAGGAAGAGCAGCAGCCCAGGAGGACCACAACGGCGUCGAGGACGACCAGGAGGAAGGAGCGGCCGGCGCCCACUGCCACCGUCACCGUCACCGUCGAUGCGGGCCGGCUACGGCACCAGCGGGAGGGGCCAGGGGGAGCCGCACUGCCGCCCGACCUCACCGUCCGACAGCAGCCUCCGCCUCCCCUGCCUCGGCUGCUGAGGGAGCCCGCCUCCCCCGCCGUCAUCACCGCCGCUAUGGACACGUACCGGCCCAAGAGGCCCACCACCCUCAACCUCUUCCCCCAGGUGCCUCGUACUCAGGACACAAUAAACAAUAACUCCUUUGGGGAGAAGGACAGAAGAAAGGAGAAAGGGAAAGAGAAAGGCAAAGAGAAAGGAACAGGUGACCAGGGUAGCCAUGGAGGCAAAGUGCGCGAGAGGGCUUGCUCCAAGCACUCUGCUAGCUCCUCCUCCACUUCGGCUCACAGGGCAGGAGGAGGGGGCUCCAAAGCUGGGGACUCCAAGGCUCAGAAGAAGCCUUCCACUACUACCACCUCCUCUCAACAGCAACACCCCCCUAAACCCAGCUCUGCGGCUCAACAGUCGAAGAGCGCUGCCACAGUCACAGCUUCAGCCACAGCCAGAGCCACAGCUUCAGCCGCCGCCACUGCCGCCAAGCCAGCCAUGAGGGAGACGAUUGGAGAGCAGGUCCGGGAGCAGGGGCACAACUGCCACCCGUCCGUGGAGGCCACCUUGGAGAAGGCCCACUACCACAAGCUCAACAACAGCAGGGAGACGGUGCGCUACCCUCCAGCCAACGGGGCUGUCUACAGGGAGCCAGAACGCUACCCACGCUAUUUUGGCGGGGUCGAUAUGAACUUUGUGGACGUGGACGACGACGACCACCCGGAGGAAGAGGAGGACGAGGAAGACGAGGAUGACGGGAUCCGGCUGAGCCCCAUGCAGCACCGCAACGGCGGGGACAGCAGCAGCAGCGGCAGGCCGUCCCUGUCGCAGAGCAGCGACAGCAACCGCAUGUCCCUCAGCUCCGACAGCGAGGCCCCGCCGCCCUGCCCCCAGCACCACCACUCGCACCCCCACCACAGCCAGCCCAAGCCCUCCAUCAGCGAGGAGGACGAGGACGAGGACGGGGUCUACCCGCCCACGCCGCCCCGCCGGACUGUCAGCCUCAGUGAGGCCGUGGGCAGGGAGUCGGCCUGGAGAACGAUAGCCGAGGUGGACGAGGAGGAGGAGGAGGAGGUGGUGGUGGACGGGUGUGUGGUCGGGGUGGACCUGCUGGCGCCGGAAGGCCCUGCGGUCAAAACGGGGGCGUCCGUGGUGGUCGGGGUGGAAGCGUUCGAAGAAUCAGCAGCAGUGGUAACAGCGGCAGCACUGAGAACAGCUUUGGAAAUAGAAGCAGCAGAAGCAGCAGACGCAGCAGACGCAAGAGCAGCACCAGCCCCUGUGGAGGUGGAGGGGAAGCCUGUCACCACGGCAGCGGCAAACCCUGCUGUCAGCAGCUCGGACGCCAAGGGCCUGACGUACGACUCGGUCAAGUACACCCUGGUGGUGGACGAGGGGGCCCAGCUGGAGCUGGUCAGCCUCAAGCAGUGCUACAAGGUCUACCAGGACAGCGACAGCGAUGACAACACCGUGUACGAGUCCGCGCUGGAGGAGGAGGAGGACCACCGAGGGGGGGAGGGCAGGCCACAACGGCGGCUGAAGAGGGAGCAGUCAUCAGGCCUGUCGGUGGCCACCACCACUGAUUCCAGUUCCGAUGCCCCACGCUCACGCAAGUUCCGUAACGUGUUCGCUAACGGGCAUGCCGCCAACCUGUCAGGUGCGGACAGUUUUGGUUUGUUCUCUUGUGUCAUUGCUGGGAAGGAACGAGAACAGUCACACAGAGCAGUGUUCAGAUUUGUCCCCCGUCAUGAGGAUGAGCUGGAGCUGGAGGCUGACGACCCCCUGCUGCUGGAGACGGAGGCGGAGGACCUGUGGUGCGAGGCCUACAACAUGCGCACCGGCAUACGCGGCAUCUUCCCGGCCUUCUACGCCGUCAAGGUGGUCAAGGAGAACGCCCAGACCAAAGAGGAGAAAGGUGACUGGGUGGAUACCUUCUGGGUAAAAUUUCUCGGCUCCGUUCAGGUGCCAUAUCAUAAAGGGAAUGAUGUUCUUUGUGCAGCUAUGCAGAAGAUUGCUACAAACAGAAAGCUGCAAAUGCAGUUUAGUCCCUCCGUGUGCGUGGUGGAGAUCAACUUGAGGGGCGUGAAGAUUAUCGUUAAAGACGACUGCCGGACUGCGGAAAGAGGGGAUAAGUGUUGUCAUUUCUUCCAGUUGAAGAACAUUUCAUUUUGUGGAACCCAUCCAAAAAACAAGAAGUAUUUCGGGUUGAUCACCAAACACCCAGCCUAUCAGAGGUUCGCCUGUCAUGUCUUCUUCUCAGAGGAUUCUACCGCAGCCCUGGCCGAGUCUGUAGGGAAAGCAUUCCAGCAGUACUACAAAGAACACAUGUCAUACUCUUGUCCGACAGAAGAUAUCUUCCUCGAAUAACCUGCACUGCACCUACUUAAUGUUUUGCAUCACAAUAGACCAUUUAUAUAAAAACAAAAAAGUGUUGCAUGAUGGAUUAUAAAAAAUCCAUUUUAUGGUUGUUUUUACUUUUGGGUCUGGUGUAGACGAAAAAUAUAAGUUCACAUUCAUCUUAGGUGUCACGCCAUCGACUUCCUCACUACUGGAAUCGCCACUUCUAACUGAAUCUAUUCAUACCAACCAGCUUCACAGGAAAAGAACCAAAUCUUGUUAUUGCUAUGCGCAAAGACUGAGGUUAAAAGAAGUUGAGACUUGAUGUGGUAUAGAAUGUGAAUAGGCAGGUUUUAAUGUGCAGUUCCUAUGUAUGAACUUAAAGCACAAUACCAUAGAGAUUACAAAGGACCUCUGGCGGAGCUUCAGCAAAACCCUUCCGAAGCCACUUUUCUCUGAACCACCCACUGACAUUUAUUUCCACACUGUCUCACAGCAUAUAGAUGGUCUCAAGAUCAUGGCAAAAAAACGACGUCACUCCCGUUUGUAAGGUGAAGCAUUUUACUGGCACAACAAACAGUGUAAUAAUAACACAACCAAGCACUGGCUAGGUUUGACCUACAGUCUCUCUCUCUCACUGAAUGUUUACUUCCUGUUGUGUUUUCCUCCCUGCCUGAUGGCAGUUGCCAUGGAGAUGCCAUCACAAAAGAGUGGCAGUCUUGCCACACUGUUUAAUAGUGAGGGCCUCACACUGCUCCCUGACUGCUAAUGUACUCCAAAAUCCCUUGUGUAGCCUCUAAAUACCAAAUAUAUAUUAAGUUUAUUUGACUGCUCACAGGCUAUUAUUGAAGACAUUUUAAGUUGCCUAGUUAAAAAAAAGUCAAUGGACUGGACUGGAGUGAACGUUUCAGACAAACCAAGCAACUUGUUACACCUAAUGUGAAAUAU
This is a messenger RNA of Engraulis encrasicolus (European anchovy), 3471 nucleotides long. It is a transcript of the gene mapk8ip1a, whose product is annotated as mitogen-activated protein kinase 8 interacting protein 1a. Gene Ontology annotation, cellular component: cytoplasm. The record is from RefSeq and is a predicted model, not a curated record. Gene Ontology annotation, molecular function: JUN kinase binding; MAP kinase scaffold activity. Lineage: Eukaryota; Metazoa; Chordata; Actinopteri; Clupeiformes; Engraulidae. Gene Ontology annotation, biological process: regulation of JNK cascade; JNK cascade. The transcript is spliced from 10 exons. The coding region runs from base 259 to 2553 and encodes 764 amino acids.